Trichobilharzia regenti is the source of this 1761-nucleotide messenger RNA. The record is from the annotation of a GenBank genome assembly. NCBI's taxonomy places the organism in Eukaryota, Metazoa, Platyhelminthes, Trematoda, Strigeidida, Schistosomatidae.
CGACCAUCACUCUGCCUUCAGGGGUCUAGCAGAGCCACAAAAAAGACUGAAAAAGAUAGUCAUUCAAAAUUCCACUGCAGGACAGUUCGCACUAAGAAUUUCAGUAGUCCACUUUUGCAUAUCGGAAGCAUGACAAAUUUGUUUGGAUCGAUCUCAAGGUUGAGCUUAUGCGAAUCUGAAUGUGAAUCCGGUAGCACGAAUUCAACACGUGAUUGUGCAAAGCCGAACAACAGGUGACUGCAACCCAAAACGAGACGCCCAUAAAAAAAACCUGUCCAUCCAGAGUCCACUGACUAAUCACUUAUUGCUGGUUAUCCAUCUCUACAGAAAUCCUUAAGAGCUCAUAAUGGCUACAGAUAAUGAUAUUUUGGAUAUUAUAAAGGCAAUUAAACGUGAUGAAAAUGAUACCUCAGUUGAAUUUCCUUUUGAGCGAAUUUCACGUUUGCUUCUUGAUGAAAAAGGUCUUCCAGAUGCCCUGGUUGAAUGUAUUGUAAGUGCUGCCUUCGAUCCAUCACUUAUAAGGCUGAAAGGUUUUGAGUUGUUAUUUCCUGGUCUUUGGAAAUGUGCGUUUCUAAGAGCAUCAGAGGUAAACUGGAGAUCAUCGCAAGUGUUUCCUGUGUUGAAUCAAAUUGUACGGUUCAACUCUUUUGUAGACUUCGCUGACCAGUUUGCAUCUAUCCUAGUCACUUCAGUUGAAAAAGCCUCUAAAUUAUAUAUGUUCGACGCGGAUUGUAUUUCGUUUUUAGAUGCACUUUUACAGUUUGGCAUGAAACACAAUGUUGACUUGAAUGAUGCCCUUUUAAAAAGCGUCAUUAUUUGUGGUAAUGAAUUCGAUUCGUCAUGUAAGGAUGACUCACUGUGGAAUCGGUUGAUUUUAAUAAUAAAGUUGAUAAACUUAAUGAAAUCAGUCGACGUUACUAACAAUUUGUUGGAAUCGCUGAAACAACCGAUUUCAUUUUGCUUGGACUGCUUGAAGACUAAAAGAUUUUCCAGCAUGAGUAAACAGUUCUGUCUUGUCCUUCAGUUUUUGGCUGCUUUGACAACUUUGUAUCAGUCGCUUAAAUGGUUAGAAGAUUUUUGCUGUAAAUCUAAUAACGGUGAACCAUUUAUAUUAAUUGUUACCACUGUCAUCAUUGAACUGCGUCUGUAUCUGGCUUACCGACGGUCACCUAACAGAUAUAAGAGCAUUUAUAAACAACAGUCAUUUGUGGAGUUGAGUACUCGGAGUAGUACUGUACACCGCUUUCCUACAGAUAUCAUGGUUGACGUGGUAUGUUUCCUCUAACUUUAUACAUUUCCUUAUUUUGAUGGGUUUAUUGUUAGUUAUGGCACAUUUUAUUAGAUGUUCAACGUUAACUCCGCUAAAUUUUGUGUCCAAGUGAUUCUCACCGACUAUGCUUCAUUUGUUCAUCAGAAUCAUAUUCCUUACAUGGUUAUUCAGUUAAGUUAAUAAUUACUGAACCUUUUUUAGAUGCUCUAAAAUUUAGUCAAGAAAUACGAAUUUUGUUUUGGAAGUAUCCGUUCCAAAGUCAGAAAAUAACCUGUAUAUGUUUGGAAAAUCAUCAUUUAGGCUGGUGUAGCAAACUAUUCCCAGAUAUUUAAAAAGUUUUAAUAUUUUUUGAAUCAAAAAAUGGUUUUAAAGAUUACAGGUUAAAGCCGUAAUAGAACAUUGAUCUUCAAACUUUGAAGUUUCAUUAGCUUUAAGGUUGUUUUUACGGGUUAGAGUUAUUAAUCUCACACACAACUUUCCCUCUUUCCCAG